Messenger RNA from Astyanax mexicanus (Mexican tetra), 2016 nucleotides. RefSeq names its product heterogeneous nuclear ribonucleoprotein L (gene hnrnpl). Bases 101 to 1714 code for a protein of 537 amino acids. Gene Ontology annotation, biological process: regulation of RNA splicing; mRNA processing. Lineage: Eukaryota; Metazoa; Chordata; Actinopteri; Characiformes; Acestrorhamphidae. Gene Ontology annotation, molecular function: mRNA binding. The transcript has 14 exons. The record is from RefSeq and is a predicted model, not a curated record. Gene Ontology annotation, cellular component: nucleus.
AAAAUCUCUGCUCUUUCGUCACCCUCUCCCCCGCUCUGCUCGGCUGCUCGUCCUCCUCCGUGUUGCCGUAUCCCAUUUUAAAAGCUUUAUCGGGGACAACAUGGCUGCAGCGGCGGGACGCUACUACAGCGAGGGCGGCAGAGCGACUAAACGACAGAAGACAGACAGCGACGGCAUGGCGACGGAGGGGUACGACGACCCCCAUAAGACCCUGCCAUCUCUGGUGGUGCAUAUAAGGGGGCUGAUUGAUGGCAUCACUGAAUCUGACCUGGUGGAGGCACUAAGAGAGUUUGGGACCAUCAGCUAUGUUGUGCUAAUGCCAAACAAGCGCCAGGCUCUGGUUGAGUAUGAGGACAUGAGCGGCUCCUGUAACGCAGUGACGUACGCUAACGAUAACCAAGUGUACAUCGCUGGUCGACCCUGCUACAUCAACUACUCUACCAGCCAAAAGAUCUCACGGCCUGGAGAUUCAGGCGAUGCACCCAGUGUCAACAACAUCCUGCUGUUCACCAUUAUGAACCCAAUCUACCCCAUCACCACGGAUGUGCUGUACACCAUCUGCAACAACUGCGGCCCUGUGCAAAGGAUUGUGAUCUUUAGGAAGAACGGUGUUCAGGCCAUGGUUGAGUUUGACUCUGUCCAGAGUGCUCAGAGAGCAAAAGCAUCUCUAAAUGGAGCAGACAUCUACUCGGGUUGCUGCACUCUCAAAAUUGAGUAUGCUAAGCCAACUCGUCUCAAUGUGUUCAAGAAUGACCAGGACACUUGGGACUACACAAAUCCUACUCUGAGUGGCCAAGAUGCUGAUUCAGACGGCAAUUGGAACAAUUCUCAAGACCCCAAUGCUAACCCAAACAAGCGCCAGAGGCAGCCAGCCCUGCUUGGGGACCACCCACCAGAAUAUGGAGGACCUCAGAGUGGCUAUGGACAUUAUGACGACACAUACGGCCCCCCUCCCCCUCACUAUGAGGGCCGGCGUAUGGGGCCUCCACUAGCCCGGGGACGUGGUGGGCCACGCUAUGGCGCUCCACAGUACGGUCAUGGACCACCUCCGGAAUACGCAUCUCAGGCAGAUUCUCCCGUCAUUAUGGUGUACGGCCUUGAUCCUUACAAGAUCAAUGCCGACCGCAUCUUCAAUGUGUUCUGUCUCUAUGGCAAUGUGGAGAGGGUGAAGUUCAUGAAGAGUAAGCCUGGUGCUGCCAUGGUGGAAAUGGGAGACUGUUAUGCAGUGGAGAGAGCAAUCUCUCACCUCAACCACACCAUGCUCUUCAACCAGAAGCUCAAUAUCUGUGUGUCAAAGCAGCAAGCUAUAAUCCCAGGCCAGUCAUACCAGCUGGAGGAUGGCAGCUGCAGCUUUAAGGAUUUCCAUGGCAGUCGGAACAACCGCUUCACCUCCCCGGAACAGGCAGCCAAGAACCGCAUCCAGCGGCCCAGCAACGUGCUGCACUUCUUUAACGGCCAACCGGACAGCUCCACUGAAAUCUUCAGCCAGAUCAGUGAUGAACUAGCAAUAAAGCCUCCAACUAAUGUCAAACUUUUUACUGGAAAAAGCGGGUCUGUAGGUGAGCGAAGUGCAUCUGGACUGUUGGAGUGGGAGUCUGUGAACGAUGCAAUGGAAGCUCUGUCCAUGAUGAACCACUAUCAGAUGAAAAACCCUAGUGGGCCAUACCCAUAUACCCUUAAAUUGUGCUUCUCCACUGCACAGAAUGCUAACUGAACAUUUAACAACCCUAAACUGACCUUGGCUGACCAUUGUUUCCUCACAGGCCACUAGCACAGAGUGCAAGUGCGUCCUCUUUCAGUUCAGACCAGCUGAGGGGUGGAUAGCAGAUAAAUUCCCCUUAAAGAUUACUACUUUUUUUUUUGUACAAACAGUGUUGAACUUUUUCAUUUACAAUAUUUUUUAUUAUUAUUCUUAUUUACAAUUAUGUUUUUGUUCUGCCCUGUCAUGUUAAAAUUUGAAACAAAAGUGAUCAAAAUUGAUUUUGUUCUUUAAAUAAACACCAUCAGUGUAAACCA